AUGAGCGCCGCGCUCGCGACGACUCCUACGACGGGCGCCGCGACGGGCCCGGACGCGUCGACCCUCGCCGGCCGCGUCGCCCUCGUCAAGAGCGUCGGCGAGGAGUGCCAGACGGAGGCCGAGCUCGAGAAAUUAUUGGAGAAGAAGGCGGGCGCCUUCCGGCUCUACGACGGCUUCGAGCCGUCGGGCCGCAUGCACAUCGCGCAGGGCGUCUACAAGGCGAUGAACGUCAACAAGUGCACGGCGGCCGGCGGCACGUUCGUCUUCUGGGUCGCGGACUGGUUCGCGCUCAUGAACGACAAGAUGGGCGGCGACCUGGCGAAGAUCAAGGACGUCGGCGAGUAUUUGGUCGAGGUCUGGCGCGCCGCGGGCAUGGUCAUGGACCGCGUCGAGUUCCGCUGGGCGUCCGACGACAUCACGUCGUCCGCGGACAAGUACUGGCCCCAGAUGCUCGACAUGGCCCGGCGCUUCACGGUGGCGCGCGUGAAGAAGUGCUGCACGAUCAUGGGCCGCGCGGAGGGCACGCUGACGGCCGCGCAGAUCCUCUACCCGCUGAUGCAGUGCACGGACGUCUUCUUCCUCCGCGCGGACAUCUGCCAGCUCGGCGUCGACCAGCGCAAGGUCAACAUGCUCGCGCGCGACUACUGCGACGCCGCGAACCUGAAGUUCAAGCCCAUCAUCCUGAGCCACCACAUGCUCUACGGCUUGAAGGCGGGCCAGGCGAAGAUGUCGAAAUCCGACGCCGACUCCGCGAUCUUCAUGGAGGACUCGUCCGAGGACGUCCGGCGCAAGCUCACCAACGCCUACUGCCCCCGGACCGACGAGCUCAAGAACCCGUGCCUCGACUACGUGCGCCACAUCGUCUUCUGCCGGCCCGGCGCCAAAAUGGCCGUCGGCGGCGCGACCUACGACACGGCCCAGGCCGUCUGCGACGCCUUCCUCGACGGCGCGAUCAGCGAGCACGCGCUCAAGGAGUCGCUCGUCGCCGCCGUCGACGCGAUGCUCCAACCCGUCCGCGACCACUUCGCGAACGACGCGCGCGCCGCGGAGCUCCUGCGCCGCGUGCGCUCCUACAAG
This is a messenger RNA of Aureococcus anophagefferens, 1077 nucleotides long. RefSeq lists its product as hypothetical. Gene Ontology annotation, biological process: tRNA aminoacylation for protein translation. Gene Ontology annotation, molecular function: ATP binding; tyrosine-tRNA ligase activity. The record is from RefSeq and is a predicted model, not a curated record. The annotation marks the transcript as partial. The transcript is spliced from 2 exons. NCBI's taxonomy places the organism in Eukaryota, Pelagophyceae, Pelagomonadales, Pelagomonadaceae.